This is a messenger RNA of Spodoptera exigua (beet armyworm), 528 nucleotides long. The record is from the annotation of a GenBank genome assembly. Lineage: Eukaryota; Metazoa; Arthropoda; Insecta; Lepidoptera; Noctuidae.
GCCAAAGCUGUCAGUGUCAGAAUUAGUCGGAAAGAAAAAAAGUCGCUUGUGUUCUGCAAUUUCCCGGUUCAAUAAAUACAUUUUAUAACAAAAUGACAUCGGUAACGUCUGUGAUACCCAAAUUGUAUCAGGAAUACACCAACAAGACACCCAAAAAGUUGAAAAUCAUCGAUGCUUAUUUAUUAUACAUUUUCCUAACCGCUGUAAUUCAGUUCGUCUACUGCUGCCUUGUCGGCACUUUUCCGUUCAACUCUUUCUUGAGCGGUUUUAUUUCCACCGUCAGCUGUUUCGUCCUUGCAGUUUGCCUUCGUUUGCAAGUGAAUCCAGAAAACAAGAAUGAGUUUCAAGGUUUGAGUGCAGAACGAGGAUUUGCAGACUUCAUAUUCGCACAUCUGGUGUUGCACAUUGUUGUUAUCAACUUCAUAGGUUAAUGUUAGUUUAAGUUUUUAUAAGAAUAGAAUAAAGUUUAUAACAUAUAACCUGCCCUGCCUUUCUUAUCUUGUCACUUUAAAAUCGAUUGAUACGAAU